AUCCUUUGAAAUAAUAUAUUUACGAAAAAAAAAGAAAUACUAUGUCAACUCAACUUAGUCAAAAAGUUAUUGAACUUGAAUACGAAUAUGGUGCUCACAACUAUCAUCCAUUGCCUGUGGUAUUCUCCAGGGCUCAAGGUGCGUAUGUUUGGGACCCAGAAGGCAACAAAUAUAUGGACUUUUUGUGUGCCUAUUCGGCAGUGAACCAAGGUCAUUGUCAUCCAAAGAUAGUUGCAGCUCUUUGUGACCAAGCUCAAAAGCUAACUUUGAGUUCUAGGGCAUUUUACAAUGACGUGUUCGGUAGAUAUGCCAAAUUUAUAACUGAGUAUUUUGGUUAUGAAAUGGUCUUGCCAAUGAACACUGGUGCUGAAGCAGUCGAGACAGGAAUCAAACUUGCACGUAAAUGGGGAUAUCUCAAAAAGGGAAUUCCAAAAAAUAAAGCUAUUGUGGUCUCCUGCAGGAAUAAUUUUCACGGUAGAACAACGACAAUUAUUUCCAUGUCAACUGAUUCAGAUGCACGUGAAGGCUUUGGGCCUUACAUGCCCUGUGUAGGACCAGUUUGUCCUGCUACUGGACGUAGUGUGGAUUAUAAUUCUAUUAAGGAUUUAGAAGAUGCUUUUGAGGCACAUGGUCCUCAUAUAGCUGCCUUUUUAGUAGAACCAAUUCAAGGUGAAGCUGGUAUCAUCGUCCCAGACGAUGGAUAUUUAAAAAAAGCAUACGAUUUAUGCAAAAAGCACAAUAUUUUAUUAAUUGCUGAUGAAGUUCAAACGGGCUUAGCUCGUACGGGUAAGUUGCUUUGUCAAGAACAUGACGAGGUUCGAGCGGAUAUUGUCAUACUUGGUAAAGCACUUUCAGGCGGCGUUUACCCAAUAUCAGCAGUCCUUACUAGUAAGGAUAUUAUGUUAUGCAUUAAACCUGGUGAACAUGGUUCAACGUAUGGAGGAAAUCCGUUGGGUUGUGCGGUUGCGAUUGCAGCCCUGGAAGUAAUUAAAGAAGAGAGUCUUGUAGAGAAAGCAGCUGUGUUAGGGGAAAAAUUCCGUUCAGCCCUUCGCAAGAUUGAUUCUCCAUUAAUCCAAACUGUACGGGGAAAGGGCUUAUUAAACGCUCUAGUAAUUGAUGAAACCAAGUCGGACAAGACAGCUUGGCAGCUGUGCUUAUUACUCAAAUCACGAGGGUUGUUAGCAAAACCCACUCAUAAAAAUAUUAUCCGCCUCGCUCCUGUGUUAAGUAUUACUGAAGAAGAAUUAAUGCAAGGAGUUAAAAUUAUUGAGCAGGCACUUAAAGAUAUUAUCAAUAUGAAAAGUGAUAAUAUCCCAGGAUAUUUAGAGGAUUCGAAAUUAAAUUUGCCUGAUCAGUUUUGCGAUGAUUGAACCAAUUCUCAAUUAAAUAAAAAGUCUAUAAUAUUUUUAAAUUUAUCAAAAAAGUUUAAUAAAAGAAGUAAAAGAACAUUUUAAUAAAUAUUAUUUUUGUGGGCUAAUUUUCAAAUCAUUUAUCCGCUUUUUUAAUCUGGUGUAUACAGUACAUAUAAAUUUUAAUUAUGCAUAAUACAAAUGUUCAUAAAUUUUACAGAAUAUGUAAUUCACGCACUGUGCGUUUAGUUUAAUUAAUAAACAAUUAAAAUAAAAUAUUUUGUAAUACCAGAAAAUAAGCUGACUGCCAAAUCAAUUAAUAAAAGAAACCUU
Molecule: messenger RNA, 1682 nt
Organism: Rhizophagus irregularis DAOM 181602=DAOM 197198
Lineage: Eukaryota; Fungi; Glomeromycota; Glomeromycetes; Glomerales; Glomeraceae
Product: ornithine aminotransferase
Cellular component (GO): cytoplasm
Molecular function (GO): pyridoxal phosphate binding; identical protein binding; L-ornithine transaminase activity
Source: RefSeq, a predicted model, not a curated record